AUGCCUCCGUCUUCAAGAAAUCAACGUGCAAAUAAAAAGGUACAAAGAACUCCUUAUGAAAGACAUGAAUCGGGUAAUCACCGUCCCUACUUUUCGGUUUUAAAGGCCACAUUCGCCUCCAUUUUACGACCAUUCACCUCGAGCUGGUCGAACAAUGCUGAAACCGAAACGUCUAAUAAUAAGAGAGCUUCAAGAAGUCUUUUGGAUCCUGAAUUGAAUCCCCAUUACUUGGGCCGAACUCCUCAUAUUGUACGCAUAAAUAACCGUAGCCACAUUCGCACACUUGACGGAAUUGAAGGAAGGUCGAAUGAAAGUGAUUUAUCUUCCAAGCAAAAUACCCAAGAUUCUGUAGAAAAUCAAUUCUCCUCUCGUAGAGGUAGUGUGCAGUUAGAUUUGCAGCCAUUGAAACAGCGUCAAUUCGCUUCUGAACGUCGGCUGCAGCCACCACCGUUAACUUCUUCUUCUGCUGCUUUGCUCGAUAUUUUGCGCUCUAUUCGAACAAAUACUGGUGUCGGGAACAGUCCUCGAGCAUUUGCUUCAUCUCAAUCAUCCACUGGUCAACGUAACGAAAAUAAUGUGCCCUCACAGCGUAAUGGGCACCGUUCUUCUUCCAAGAGGGAUCGUCCGCAAAGUCCGGGUUCAGAAAUUACAAAGUUUGAUGCUACAAGAACUGAUGACAAAGUAGUUCCAAGCUAUUCUUCAGAUGAACAUACUUCAUCAGAUCAAAAGUUGCAUCAGCCUAAUGGUGCCAGUCGUACUGAACCAAAACCCAAGAGAACCAAGAGGGAAGAGCUGGAGACCAAAACUGUUACUUCAUCUCUUAAAGAAGUUAGGAAGGAAAAAUUACGUCAAGAGUUAAUUCCUCUUGUUUACGAGACUCUUGAACGCAUCGAUUUAAAAAAACAAAAGCAGGUAAAUGCCGAAGUCCAGACUGAAGAGCAACCCGGUAAUCUAAAUUCCGUAAAUAAACAGGAUUUCGUUUCUCAAUAUGAAUACUCAUUUCCUUCAGGAGGUAAUAAAAAACGCGUGAGAGCUGCUUUUUCCGCACUAGAUGAAGAUUUAGACGAACUUUUUGACAAAGAUGAAGAUAGCACUGUGUCUAAUACUACUUCUCGUUCUACAGCAAAGCACAAUGAAUCUCUAGUUUCUGGUCCUGAUAAAAAACCUCCUAAAAUUUUGCUUCCUCACUUAGGCCCUACUUUCGAACAACUACAAUCUUCAUUGUCACCAAAACGAACGCAACCUGGUACACAGGAGUCAGCAAUUGCUUUGCCAACUGAUAUCCCCAAUACCUCAGAGAAGGAAACUAAGACACCCAAGACAGCCGAUUCCACUACAGAAACUCCAUUUAAACCAGCAGAACCACAACCUAUAAAUACUCUCAAGAGCCUUGCAGCAUUACCCGAUAAGGAUGAUACCGUUAAACCUCCAGAGAGUUCGUCCGGUAAAAUACCAAAAUUUGAGUUUAAGCCCGUUACUAAAAAUACUGAAGUUGAAGAUAAAGAGGGUCAGAACAAAACUGCUGUAUUUUCUUUUGGUGAAUCGUCUGAUAAUGUCAACAAGACAUUUGGUCAAACCACCUUCACAACUGAAAAACCUUCAGCUCCUAAAAAGCCUUUUGCUUUCGGGCCGGUUGAGAAGGAUCCUACUAAAGAAACCGCUGAGGCUCCAAACCUUUCAUUCAAUUUCAAGCCUACUUCAACAAACAAAAACGAACAAGCCCCUGCUCCCUCGUUUAGUUUUGGCCAGAUAUCUGAAGAAAAGGAACCCAAAGAAAGUAAAAAGCCUUCAUUUAGUUUUGGUCUUCCUUCUCAGCAACAGCCGCCCAAGCCUACUACUCCGUCGUUUACGUUUGGUGAAACCGCUGACAAUAAGCCAUCAGACACUUCGUUUAAACCUCCAUUUAGCUUUGGCCAGUUGGCACCUAAUAAGAAGCUGGAUGAACAGAACGAUAAAGUUGCUGAUUCAACACGGACCGACAAAAAGGAUCCAAAUGUUCCCAAGUUGAGCUUCAGUUUCGGACAACAGUCUGAGAAGAAGGAGCCUUCUGACUCAAAACCAGCAUUUUCUUUUGGCCAAACUGCUACAGCAGCCACAUCGCAAUCUCCGUCUUCCGUAUUUAGUUUCGGCAAACCAAGUACAGAUCAAAAAAGUACUGGCAGUAUAAGUGGACCUUUCGCAAAUGCUGCACCUCCAAUGAAAACGGAAACCCCGAAGUUCACAUUUGGACAAACUACUGAACGAAACGAUGCCGGGUCAAAUAUUGCAGAAGAUAAAAGCGAGCAAACACCAAAACCGGCAUUUUCAUUUGGACAAAGUCUCAAGGAUGAAGAGAAGAACAAAAAGGCAAAACCUUCUUUCAGCUUCGGACAAUCUUUAUCCAAGGAUGAAAGCAAAGAAUCAACAGUUCCCUCUUCCGAUACUAAUGCUGCGAAACCUGCUUUUACUUUCGGUCAACCCACUGGCCUAGCAACGUCAGCUGCUACUAAGCCUGCAUUUAGUUUUGGAGGCCCUCAGAAAAAGGAUGAGGCUACUGGAAACGAACAGCCUUCUACUUCUAUAUUUUCGUUUUCCAAGCCCUCUGAAGUUGGUAUGAAGGAUAAUACUGAUCCUGUAAACAAGAGUUCUGCGGAAGUGAAGCCAACUACUUCCGUAUUUUCUUUUGGUUCUAAUACGACUUCAAAUGCGUUUAAUCCUGCAGAGAAGCCGACUCCUUUUUUUACUGGUAUAACCGGAAAUACUUCAAGCACUUUGACACCAAACAAGGAGAACAGGGGUCCUUUUGGUAAAACAGAACCUAAUGAGCAAGAGAAGGCUAAACCCUUUAAUAAUACUUCUACUGAAAAACCUUUCUUGUUUUCAAAAACAACGGAAUCUGAGAAACAGAAGGCUGCUCAACCAACUACCCCAUUCACGUUUGGUUCUACUGCUGAUCCUCCUGCUACUGCUUUUGGCUCAACCCCGUCUAACACGGCUAUCAACGGAAUUGCCCAAAAUUCCGCAUUCCCAAUUAAUAGCAGUAGUAGUGCACCAGGAUUUGGAACGCCGAGUACAGCUAAUACCCAACCACCGAAGACAAGCGACGCUUCUGCGCCGUCUGGUUUUGGAAGUGGUUUCUCGCAACCCGGCUCCCAACCUGCUGGGGGUUUUGGAUCGUCGGCAUUCGGAAAUAAUAGUUUACCCUUCUCUUCGAAGCCAAAAGCUGAUUCCGAUGGUUUGAAAAAUACAACCGCUUUCGGUAGCACGACCCAACCACCAUCAGCAGGCUUCACAUUUGGAGCUUCGGGUAACACGACUCCUUCCGCUUUUGGGGCAGCUAACCCUAGUGGAUUUAACACCAAUAUUGGUAGUACGGAGCCUUCUCUUAACUUUGGUACAUCGCAGCCCCCUAAUCCACCCAACGCAGGAUUCUCGUUCGGUGGAAGCGGUACACCUGCUUUCAGUGCUGGUUCAAGUGCUGCACAAUCUCCAGCCCCUCAACCUCAAGGCGGUAUACAGUUUAAUUUGGGAUCGACUAAUGAGCAACCAAACCCUCCUACUGGAAGGAAGAUUGCAGUUCCUCGAAGCAGAAGAAAACGCUAA
This is a messenger RNA of Schizosaccharomyces osmophilus, 3582 nucleotides long. It is a transcript of the gene nup124, whose product is annotated as nucleoporin Nup124. The record is from RefSeq and is a predicted model, not a curated record. NCBI's taxonomy places the organism in Eukaryota, Fungi, Ascomycota, Schizosaccharomycetes, Schizosaccharomycetales, Schizosaccharomycetaceae. The transcript has 2 exons. Bases 1 to 3582 code for a protein of 1193 amino acids.